AUGGAACGCGGGACGCCGUCCCUCAAUGCCUUCCUCGGCAGCUUAGAAGUGCAGGAGAUGAAGUUGAUCGACCCCACACUGAUGCGGCAGUUCUUGGUACAGGCUAGUCACAGGCUAGCAGGAGAAGGUGGUCUUCCAGGUGCCGUCCCCGUCGAGCUGAUCGUCAAGGCUCACAGCAGCAUCGACGUUCCGGAGCUGAGACGGCGCUUGGCACUGGCUGCUCCGGUCGGGGCUUCGCUUCUGGAGUUCAUGGGCCACUUCGAGGUGAAGCACGGCUUCGGCAGGCACAGUGCCAGCGACUUCGUUAAUUUGUGGAUCCACUGCAGCGGCCACGAGCACCUGGACGUUUCUCCGCAGGAUGUGGCGAACUUCUUUCGGAUCUUUGGUGGAUCGUCACAUGUGGCUUUGAUGCCGGAGGCCCUCGAUGAGGCGCUGAGACGCCUGCCGCUGGAGGCUCACUGGGGAGCGGAGCCUUUAGCCGUCGAUCGGCUUUUCUGUGCCUUGGGCAGCCGAUGCUUACAGCUUGAGCGGGCCAAACGCAAGGACGCCACCCUCCCAGUGGAGGCCGUCCUGGAAAUCGUUCGCAAAGACGCCUCCGAUGUGGAGAAGGCCGAAUCCAGCUUAAUAUCGGAGGACGUCCUGGCACAGCGCUUCGAUAAGCUCUGGAACAACUGCGUGGGCGAGAGCCUCAUGCUGGCACUACCUCCGGACGGUGAUCCUGCUCCAGGCCACGAGAAGGAGAAAGCUGAACGAGCAGAGCGUCGCAAAGAGCAGGAGAUUCUCGCCACCCAGCGCAUGAAGCAGGCCUGCCUCGCGCGCUUCGUAUCGAUCGGGCAGGAGCUCUCGCGACAGGUGACCCGACGGCAGUACGAAUCCAUCUUCCCGAACAUCAGUGACGUCCUGGCAGUGAGCUUGACGACACUCCGGUCGGGACAGGUGGUGAUCGUGCGCUACAGGCUAGCAGGAGCUUGCAAUUUCUGGCACCCGAAGCACCGCGUGCUCCGAGACGAGAGGGAACCGCUCCCUUGGCCUGUGCCACAGAAGGUACUCGGCGAGACGCCUUUCAUUGCCCUGGUGCCACGUGGCCUGCGCUGGACCAACGCAGGGGGGGGCGGCUUCUACCUGGGCAGCCAGUCCUUCAACGAGAUCGAUCCCGGGCUUCGUGCCGAUCUGCAGGUGGACCGGGACGGCAAGCUUUUGUGGCCGCGGCUGAAUUGA
Molecule: messenger RNA, 1218 nt
Organism: Symbiodinium sp. CCMP2456
Lineage: Eukaryota; Dinophyceae; Suessiales; Symbiodiniaceae
Source: the annotation of a GenBank genome assembly